Messenger RNA from Daucus carota subsp. sativus, 1998 nucleotides. RefSeq lists its product as uncharacterized. The transcript has a single exon. NCBI's taxonomy places the organism in Eukaryota, Viridiplantae, Streptophyta, Magnoliopsida, Apiales, Apiaceae. Bases 1 to 1998 code for a protein of 665 amino acids. The record is from RefSeq and is a predicted model, not a curated record.
AUGAAACAGUUUAUGCCUCUUCUUGUUUCUUGUAAUCAAGCUGCAUUUAUUCGUGGAAGAAAACUUGGAGAUCUUGUUCUUUUGGCCCAAGCAUUAUGUAAGGAUUAUCAUCGCAAUCUGGGUGCUCCUCGUAUUGCCUUCAAAUUGAAUUUAUCUAAGGCAUUUGAUAGUCUUAAUUGGGAAUUUCUCUUUAAAUUGAUGGUUGUUCUGGGCUUCCCUCCGCAGUUUAUUCUAUGGGUUAAAGCAUGUAUUUCUGGUGCUAUGAUUUCCUUGAAAAUAAAUGGAGCUUUGGAAGGUUAUUUCAACUGUAAAUCGGGACUGAAACAGGGGGAUCCGCUCUCCCCAUACUUGUUUGUGCUUGCAAUGGAAGCUCUAACUGCCUGCUUGAAUCUCAAGAUUGAGGAAGGUCCAUUCAAGUUUCACAGCAAAACUAAGGAUGCGGGUAUUUCUCAUUUAAUUUUUGCGGACGAUGUUAUGCUUUUUUGUCAUGGAGAUGCUGAUUCUGUAAAGAGUAUGAUGGAUGGUGUUAAUCUGUUUUCUUCCAUUUCUGGUUUGUGUCUCAAUCCUGCCAAAUGUGUGGUCUUUUUCGGGAAUGUUCCAUCUGCAGUACAGGAUUUCACUAUUGCUACUUCUCGGUUUAACAGAGGUGCUUUACCUGUUAAUUAUCUUGGAUUACCUCUGAUUUCUGGCAAGUUGUUCUUAAGAGAGUGCCUUCCUCUUAUCUCGAAAAUUCGUGGUAAAUUUGAAGCCUGGAACGGUAAAUAUAUUAGUCAGGCGGGUCGUGCUCAGCUAAUUAAGUCUGUCAUCUUUGGUAUGCAAGGACACUGGUCUCACUUUCUCUUCUUGCCGAAAUUGGUGCUGAAACGUAUUCAAUCUGAUAUGGCCAAGUUUCUAUGGAAAGGUGACCUUGUUGGCUCUUGUCAUUUUAAAGUUUCGUGGAAGCAUUGUUGUUACAGAAAAUCGGAGGGAGGUCUUGGUUUUAAGGAGCUGUUGGGGUGGAAUCAAAGUGCUGUAUGGCUGCAAGUUUGGAGAAUCAUAAAGUGUUCUGAUGACUCUUUAUGGAUUCAUUGGAUUCAUAAAUGCUUUCUAAAAAACAGGGCUUUCUGGACAAUGAAAAUUCCCUAUAACUGUCCUUGGAGUCUGCGAAAAAUUCUUAAUGCUCGCCCUCAUUUCAGUGGCCAUAUUCGUUACCAGGUGGGUCGGGAGUCUAAUUUUCUAUUGUGGCAUGAUCCGUGGAGUGAUAACAGAAAUAUGCUAGACCGUUUUGGUUGUAGAGCAAUGUCCUCCCUUGAGUCAACUUCACUUGCUCCUCUUCACACCAUAAUUCGAGAUGGUACUUGGAAUCUUGGAAAUUCUAAUGAUCAUGUUGUAAUUGAAAUGAGACAGAUUUGUGCUACUACGACAAUUCAUGACAGAGAUGAAAUUCUGUGGAACGGCUCUUCUUAUAAAAACCUUCGGAUCAAUGAUAUAUGGGACGUUCUUAGGACUCCAGGUCUUCCUCCAUCCUGGUAUAAUUUUGUUUGGUGCAGAUUUAUGGUUCCAAAAUUCGCUUUCACCACCUGGUUAAUCGUCCAAGAGCGUCUUCUCACCAAAGAUCGAAUGAUUAACUUUAGAAUGAGAACAACUAGCAGCUGUGUUUUGUGUGGUGUGGCUGAUGAAUCCCACACCCACUUAUUUUGUCAUUGUACCUAUAUUCGAAGCAUUUUUGCUUCUUGGAAUCAUGGCAUUACUUCUGUGUGGGACGACCUUAAAUCUGGCAGAAUCUUCACUGGACAAAUCUCCAGUAUUGAAAAGGAAAGUUCUUUUCUUUUCAUCUCCUCGGUUUUUUACUCAGUUUGGCGUGAGAGGAAUUUGCGAGUUCAUGAGGGUGGUACCCAUAACAGCUGGGCUAGUCUGUUAGUUAAUAUUAAAAGGGAUGUUAAAGACAAAUUGGCUUCCUCCGCUCGAUUUCGUAAAUGUGUGCAUCGAGACACUACUCUGGUCCUGAAUUUGUACUGA